Molecule: messenger RNA, 1888 nt
Organism: Lolium perenne
Lineage: Eukaryota; Viridiplantae; Streptophyta; Magnoliopsida; Poales; Poaceae
Product: xylan glycosyltransferase MUCI21-like
Molecular function (GO): glycosyltransferase activity
Source: RefSeq, a predicted model, not a curated record
CGCGCGCAUUCCAAAGGGCAAGCUUCUGUCGCUGUUUCGCACGAUCGUACGUGCUGAAUUCUGAUCGGAGGAAGUGGGAUUUGAUCGUACGUGCUGAAUUCUGAUCGGAGGAGGAGGUGACUGCUGCCUGACAAUGGUGCACCACCACCGGGCGAGCCUGCUGCUGCACCACAACCAGCAGCAGCAGGGCAAGGGCGGCGACGCGCUCCUGCUCAUGCUCGCCAGCUUCGCCUUCGCCUCCUGCCUGCUGCUGCUCCUCCCCACCAGCCCGGCCUUCUCCGCCGCCAUGGACGACCUCCUGCAGCAGCUGGGGAGUACGCGCUGCGGCCAGGAGCUGACGCCACCGGCGCCAUGCUCCGCGGUGGCCAACGGCACCAUCUGCUGCGACCGCACCGCCAAGCGAACCGACGUCUGCGUCAUGCGCGGGGACGUCCGCACCCAGCCUCGCUCCAACUCGCUCCUCCUGCUCCUGCCCGCCACCAACUCCUCCUCCUCCUCCCGGCCCGCCGGUGACGAGCUCAUCCGGCCCUACACACGCAAGUGGGAGUCCAGCGUCAUGAGCACCAUCGACGAGCUCCGCCUCCGCGCUGUGCCUGUCCCCGAGGCCGAGCCGGCCGCGCGGCGCUGCGACGUCCGGCACGACGUCCCGGCCGUCGUCUUCUCCACGGGAGGGUACACCGGCAACGUCUACCACGAGUUCAACGACGGCAUCAUCCCGCUCUACAUCACCGCGCGCCGAUACGACAGGAAGGUGGUCUUCGUCAUGCUCGAGUACCACGACUGGUGGAUCACCAAGUACGGCCACGUCGUGGAGCAGCUCUCCGCCCACGCGCCCGUCGACCUCGCCAACGACAACCGGACGCACUGCUUCCCGGAGGCCGUCGUCGGCCUGCGCAUCCACGACGAGCUCUCCAUCGACGCCUCAAGGAUGCCGGGAUCCCAGGGCAUCCGGGACUUCCGGCAGAUGCUCGACGACGCCUACCGCGGCCGCGUCAAGGUGCUCGUCGAGGAGGAAGAGGAGAAGGCCAAGGCCGCCGUGGCCGAAGCGACUAACAAACGGCACCCUCAAGAAACGACGGACGACAGGCCGCGGCUGACGAUCGUGUCCCGGAACGGGUCCCGCGCGAUCGAGAACGAGGCCGAGCUGGCGCGCGCGGCGGCGGAGGCCGGGUUCCGAGUGGACCUGCUGCAGCCGCGCCCGGACACGGAGCUCGCCCAGAUGUACCGCGUCCUCAACGGGUCCGACGUCAUGGUGGGCGUGCACGGCGCCGCCAUGACGCACUUCCUCUUCAUGCGCCCAGGCUCCGUCUUCAUCCAGGUCGUGCCGCUCGGGACCGACUGGGCCGCCGAGAACUACUACGGCCAGCCGGCGCGGCGCCUCGGCCUGCGCUACAUCCCCUACAAGAUCCUCCCGUCCGAGAGCUCGCUCUACCGCCGCUACUCCAGCGACCACCCGGUGCUCACCGACCCGGUCACCGUCAACGCCAACGGCUGGCAGGUCACCAAGAAGGUGUAUCUGGACGGCCAGAAUGUGCGGCUGGACAUGCCGCGGUUCCGGCGCCGGCUGCGCGAGGCGUACGGCCACUGGGCGGCGCAGAGGCGCCGCCAACAGAGCUAACCAUUGUACUAGUUCGUAACAUGGGUGGUGUGGAUACUGUAUAGACAAAUUAUUUUGCUGUUUACAACGUGUGAGUGAGAUCUUUUUGUUUUCACAUGUGUGAAGCAGAAUAGAGUUUUUUACUUUUUUAGCGUGGAAAAACAGAAUAUAGAAAGCGUAAGCGUUGUGGUUGGAGACACGUAGCCUAAAGAAGAGUUAGGAGGAACAUAAACAAAACCGAGCCGGUUGUUCAAUUCUUGUUGAAUAUAAAGUGACUACUAGUGUUAACAA